AUGUCCAGCGGCGUUGAAGUCCCCGGAAGUCAACGACGUCCCGGUAUCUGGUCUUACUUUGGCUUUUCUGGCCCGCGUCGCCGUGUCUCAGUCUCCCUGCCGAGCAACUUUGCUCCCAAUCGCGACUCGGACGAUCCUUACGAGAAACACGAUAGACAUUCGCGGCAUCGGUCGGCGAACGAGAACGGCUUCAUGAACGAUUACAAGAGCGGUGCAGUCAUGAAUCAGGGGCAGCGGUUACGCUAUUUGAAGACGGGCGGUGUCAUUGCCUUUAUACUGCUUGUGCUGUAUUUUGUUGCGCCGCGGGAUGGCUUGUCGAGAGCGAGAGGAUCACAUUCUUCGGGCGGAAACACAGCAGCUGGCGGUGCAAAGGCACGAUGCACAACGUCCUACUCGAAAGAGAAGCCGCUUAUCCAGUACGCUCUUAUGAUUGACGCUGGCAGCACAGGCUCCCGUAUCCACGUCUACAAGUUCAACAACUGUGGCCCAAGCCCGGAACUCGAGGACGAGAUCUUCGAGCAGACUGCGAAGAAGGACGGCGGUUCCGGUCUGUCAGCGUAUGGCGAAGAUGCUGAGGGUGCCGCCAAGAGUUUAGAUGUCCUCAUGGACGUGGCCGUCAAGAACGUGCCGGCAGAAUAUCAAGGAUGCACACCCGUGGCCGUAAAGGCGACGGCAGGUCUCCGCAAGCUCGGCGAGCAGAAGAGCAACAACACCCUUGCUGCUGUUCGAAACCGCCUGGAAACCGCCUACCCUUUCCCUCUGGUCUCCGCAGAGAAGAACGGUGUAGAGGUCAUGCCCGGUGAGAUGGAAGGUGUCUACGCCUGGAUCACCGUCAACUACCUCCUAGGCCACAUUGGCGGGCCCGACAAGAACCCCACAGCCGCCGUCCUCGACCUCGGCGGCGGCUCCACGCAAAUCAUCUUCGAGCCCACCUUCCCAGACAGCCCUCGCGGUGGCCUUCCCACAAAGCUCGCAGACGGCGACCACAAGUACACGCUGAACUUUGGCAGCCGCGACUUCGCUCUGUACCAGCACUCGUAUCUAGGCUACGGUUUAAUGGAAGCCCGCAACAACCUCCACGCCACCCUCGUCGACUCGCUCUACCAAACCAACAAAGCAACAGGAAGCACAGCGUACCUCCAGUCCCCGAUUGUAAACCCCUGCAUCGCGCCCGGCAUGAGCCGCGAAGUCGCCGUCCACAUGCCAAAAGACCACCCGCUCGGCGCCAGCGUAACAGUAAACAUGACGGGCCCCAGCACCGCCGCGCCCACGCAAUGCCGCGGCUGGGCCGAGAAAACGCUGCACAAAGACGACGAGUGCAAAAUCGCGCCCUGCGCCUUCCGCGGCGUGCACCAGCCGCCCUUUGAGCAAACCUUCGCCCGCGAGGCCGUCUACCUGCUGUCGUAUUUCUACGACCGCACGCAGGACCUCGGCAUGCCUGAAUCCUUCACCCUGCGCGAACUGCAGGAUCUGGCUGAUCGCGUGUGUCAGGGCGAGAAGGCGUGGGAUGUCUUUGCUGCGGUGCCCAAGGCGCUGGAUGAGCUCAAGGGACGGCCUGAGUGGUGUCUUGAUUUGAAUUUCCAGUACGAGUUGCUCAGGAGCGGGUAUGGCAUGCCGAUUGAUCGCGAAGUCAAGAUUGCCAAGAAGAUCAAGAAUAGGGAGUUGGGCUGGUGUUUGGGUGCUAGUCUUCCGCUCCUUGAGGCCAACUCGGGAUGGCAGUGUAAGAUUAAGCAGGUCCAAUAG
This is a messenger RNA of Cucurbitaria berberidis CBS 394.84, 1743 nucleotides long. RefSeq names its product guanosine-diphosphatase. The record is from RefSeq and is a predicted model, not a curated record. Gene Ontology annotation, biological process: nucleoside diphosphate catabolic process; protein N-linked glycosylation. Gene Ontology annotation, cellular component: Golgi apparatus; membrane. NCBI's taxonomy places the organism in Eukaryota, Fungi, Ascomycota, Dothideomycetes, Pleosporales, Cucurbitariaceae. Gene Ontology annotation, molecular function: UDP phosphatase activity; GDP phosphatase activity. The transcript is spliced from 3 exons. Bases 1 to 1743 code for a protein of 580 amino acids.